Messenger RNA from Panonychus citri (citrus red mite), 1552 nucleotides. Its product is annotated as LIM domain-containing protein jub-like. The transcript has 3 exons. Gene Ontology annotation, cellular component: adherens junction; transcription regulator complex; nucleus. The coding region runs from base 92 to 1318 and encodes 408 amino acids. Lineage: Eukaryota; Metazoa; Arthropoda; Arachnida; Trombidiformes; Tetranychidae. Gene Ontology annotation, molecular function: transcription corepressor activity. Gene Ontology annotation, biological process: negative regulation of hippo signaling; response to hypoxia; regulation of DNA-templated transcription. The record is from RefSeq and is a predicted model, not a curated record.
GAUGGAAACUUGAGUUUUGUCUGGUUGAGUUGAUUCAUUUGCUUCUUAUUGUUAAUUGUUGAGUAAUUAGUUUUCUAUUCGCGGAUUAAUCAUGUCGGAAGGAAAACCCUCAAAGAGCGAACUUCUGGCCACUCUGAGUUUGUCGAAAAAUAUUCCACCCAAAUUUGACCAGCGUUCCAAUUUUUCUAGAUUUCAAAUCUCACAUAGUCUCGGAGGAGAAGAGUAUUAUUCUAGAGGGAAUCAAAGGGCCUAUUACGAGUUAAGGCCACCACCUCCUCCUCCAAUAUACGCCAACUUGGGUAAAAAAGCUCCUCCGCCACCUCCACCUCCACCUCCACCGCCUCUACUACCACCACCGUCACAACCACCAACGCCUCCACCACCACCACCAGCAAGAAAAACUUCGGAACAACCACCAUCUUAUCAGAUGUCAGUCAAUAUAUUGAGAACCACACCCCACGCUCUGCCCAUUCCCGUGACAGCUUCCUACACAACUACGGUCCAACAGCAGAGGACUCAGCACUCUUACAGACAUCCACAAGCUCCAAACUAUGUGAAUGAACCGACGCAACUUUCUCGUCCUCCCCCGAUUCCAUCUGCACCCAAGCCUCACCUGACCUCUUAUAACGUGACACCUCCAAGACCGAAGCGAGCAAUCGAAGUUGAGAAAAAGUAUGAAGCUUUAAUGAAACAAAUAGAGGAUGAAUUAGAUAAAUCCCUUCACUUUGGCCUUUGUCACACCUGUGGAAAUAAGAUCCAAGGUGCAGAUCAAGCCUGUCAAGCGAUGGGAAAUUUAUAUCAUACAUCCUGUUUUGUUUGUUGUUGUUGUGGUCGAGUCUUGAGAGGAAAAGCUUUUUACAAUGUUAACGGAAAAGUUUAUUGUGAAGAAGAUUAUCUUUACUCAGGGUUCCAACAAACCGCUGAGAAAUGUGCUGUCUGUGGUCAUCUGAUAAUCGAAAUGAUACUCCAAGCUAUGGGAAGAUCAUACCAUCCAGGUUGUUUUCGCUGUUGUACUUGCAACGAGUGUCUCGAUGGAGUUCCUUUCACAAUUGAUAUGAACAAUAAAAUUUAUUGCGUUGCCGAUUAUCAUCGAGCUUAUGCCCCGAAAUGUGCCUCUUGUGGUGGUGCUAUUACUCCUCUCGAAGGAUCUGAUGAAACAGUUCGAGUUGUCUCAAUGGACAAAGAUUAUCAUGUUGAUUGUUAUACUUGUGAAGAUUGUGGUAUGCAACUGACCGAUGAACCUUCCCAAAGAUGUUAUCCAUUGAGUGGUCAUCUACUUUGUAGAGAUUGUCAUCUCAAAAGACUUGGUACUUUUUGAGUAUCCAAUCAAUUCCCACCGUCCAUAAAGUGAACUUGUUUCCUUCACGACAAGAAUCACCACGAUCUCAUCAUUUCUCACCAACCAAACGCACAAACGAAUCAAUCAUCAAUUGGAAAGAUGGAGUUUAGGAAAUGAAGGAAAAUUAAAAAAAGAUAAUUUUUGUAGUGGUUAACAUUGAUAUAAUAUUUUAAAAUAAACUGUUAAUAAACAGGUUACAAUUUCAUAAUGGAA